Messenger RNA from Chinchilla lanigera (long-tailed chinchilla), 790 nucleotides. RefSeq names its product chromosome unknown open reading frame, human C10orf99 (gene Gpr15lg). Bases 73 to 303 code for a protein of 76 amino acids. Gene Ontology annotation, molecular function: G protein-coupled receptor binding. The transcript is spliced from 3 exons. NCBI's taxonomy places the organism in Eukaryota, Metazoa, Chordata, Mammalia, Rodentia, Chinchillidae. The record is from RefSeq and is a predicted model, not a curated record.
GUGGCCCUGAGGGAGGCAGUCUGCCUCCCAGCACAGCUACCUCCCAGGCCAAGAGACUUCAACCGCCUCAACAUGCGACUUCUAGUCCUGUCCGGCCUCAUCUGCAUCUUGCUGCUCUGUGUCUCCAUCCUUUCCGGGGAAGCGAAAAGGCUUCGGACCAAGAUACGGAAACCCAGGCUCUGCUGCCGCCCAGCUCCUGGCUCUAACCUUCGCGGGAACCGCAUCAGGCUGUGCAGACCAUGCAGGCCCAAGCCAGUGCCAACGCGGUCCUGGGUAGUACCCGGGGCUCUCCCGCAGGUGUAGCACUUCUACCCUGCCCUUCCACCCAGGCUACGGCACUGACACGGGAAGCCUGAGCCCCAUCCACCUGAGCAGCCCUGAACAGUGAUGGAGAUGGCCUCCGCUCAGGAGCAAGAGCUCCUAGGAGCCCAGAACGCCUCCAGGUCCUGGUGCACACAAGCAGGCUUGGCCGAGGGCUCAGGCCCCCUCAGUGCGGCAGUCAAGGAAUCCUCCGUGACCUGGAGCAGCUACAGAUGCAGACAUGCCCGUCCCCUGGAAAAGGGAGCAGCAGGACCAGGAGGUCAGCCAGGACUGCAGUCUCAGGCACCCAGGCCUGUGGCACCGGACCCCAACAUCCCAUGACCUCAAAAAGGCCCUCCACCUAGCUUCCUGAUGUGUGUCAGCUGGAAAGAGGCCCCAAGCAAACACAUAAUCAAUAAACAUAUGCAAAAUGCAGGGUGCAUCCUUGGUUGGGAGAAGCACCAGCGGCCUGUGCCACACGUGUACCCGC